AGGGAAGCGGCGGCCGGGACGCCGCUAAAAUGGAGGCGCGGAGCCCUCCGGGGGUGUAGGGGCUCCUUCCCCUCCCCAGCCCCCUGCCCGGAGCCCAUGGAGCGGCUGUAGGGUCGGUGCUUGAACAGCUCCUCACUGCCAGGAUGAGCUUCCCAAAUUCCAGCAGGAUCCCCCUGGGCCAAGCCAAUCAGGUGCUUCCCACGCUGCCCCUGCUGAGGAUCCUGCGGGCUGGGGGGGCCCAGGGCGACUCCUUCACACUCAAAGAGGUGAUGCAUUUCCUGGGCCAGUACAUCAUGGCCAGGCAGCUCUACGACAAGAGGCAGCAGCACCUGGUGCACUGUGGGGGAGACCAGCUGGGAGAGCUGCUGGGACUGCAGAGCUUCUCUGUCAAGGACCCCAGCCCCGUGUACGAGAUGCUGAAGAGGAACCUGAGCCCUGCUGCCCUCCCAGAUGCUGCACAGACUCUCCCAAAGGAGCAGAGCGUCGCUAAGCCCAGCCCAGACCAGCUGCAGCUCAGCCAGGAGGAAGGAUCUGACUCUGGGAUCCUGGAGGGUGACAGCAGAACCUCAGCUCCUGCUACCUCAGAGCCCAGAUGUGACACUUGUGAAGACAGUGAUUUGAUAGAAAACCUCUCCAAAAGCAAAAAGCCCAAGCUGGACCUGGUUUUUGAGGAGUGGGAUGUGGCUGGGCUGCCAUGGUGGUUUUUAGGGAAUCUCAGAAGCAAUUACAAAUCCAGGAGUAAUGGAUCCACGGAUAUUCAGACUAACCAGGACAUUGACACUGCCAUAGUUUCAGACACCACUGAUGACCUGUGGUUCCUCAAUGAGUGUCCCCUGGACCAGGGCACUGCUGGGCUCAAGGUGGAAGUGUUGGACUGUGAGGAGGUCACAGAAGGUGACACCAAGGUGCCUGAGGAUGUGUGCUUGGAUGAGCUGGAGGAUUCCCAGUGCCUGAGUGAUGACACGGACACAGAGGCUGCUUCUGAGGAUUGCUGGCAAUGCUCCAAGUGCAGGAAAUUCAACUCCCCGGGGAAAAGGUACUGCUUCCGCUGCUGGGCCCUGCGCAAGGACUGGUACAGGGACUGCCCCAAACUGCCCCAUUCCCUGUCCCUUUCCAACAUCAAUUCCAUGGAAAGCCAGGAGCAGGAUGAAGGGAUGGACGUCCCAGACUGCAGGAGGACGAUCUCAGCCCCGGCUGGCCAACCCAAACACGUUUUCCUGGGAGAAAACAAACCCCACGUGGAUCCGGGCGGCUCCAUCGAGCGCUUGGAUUUGGCACAGGAGGGGAAAAACCGGGAUUUUGCCAAGCUGAAGAAAGAGGAGGAGGUGGAAUCUUUGGAGAGCAUCAAAACCCUGCUGAAUCCCUGCUUCCUGUGCCAGCACAGGCCUCGGGAUGGGAAUAUUGUCCACGGAAGGACUGCUCACCUGGUGGCCUGCUUCAGGUGUGCCAGGAUGCUGAAGAAGAAGAGAUCGCCGUGUCCCGUGUGCAGGAAGGAGAUCAAGAUGGUCAUCAGGAUCUUCAUGGGGUAGGGAGGAUUUCUGCCCCUAAAGGAACCCCAAAAUCUGGAAUUUUUGCACUCAAAUCCCAGUUUUAGUGUGUGCAGAAAGGAGAUCGCGAUGGUCAUCAGGAUCUUCAUAAAAUAACCCCAAAAUCUGGAUUUUUGCACUCAAACCUCUAUUACGGCAUGUGCAGGAAGGAGAUCACGAUGGUCAUCAAGAUCUUCAUAACCCCAAAAUCUGGAUUUUUGCAUUCAAAUCCCAAUUUCAGUGUGUGCAGAAAGGAGAUCAUGAUGGUCAUCAUGAUCUUCAUAAAAUAACCCCAAAAUCUGGAUUUUUGCACUCAAAUCCCAGUUUCAGUGUGUGCAGAAAGGAGAUCAGGAUGGCCAUUGGGAUCUUCAUGGCCUAGCAGGACCUUCUAGUAUUAAAAUAACCCCAAAAGUAGGUUUUUUUUGCACAAAAACCCCAAUUCCGGAGUUUGGUCUGCAGGAUCAAGAUGGCCAUCAGGAUCUUUACGGGAUAGCAGGACUUUGUGCACCUAAAAUAACCCCAAAAUGAAGAUUUUUGCACUCAAACCCCGAUUCCAGAGCUCAGCCAGUGAAACCAAAGAGUACCAAGAUUUAAUCCCACCAAGAAUCCUCUUCAGGAUCCACUUUUCCAUGGAAUUCACCUCGAGAUCAAAACCCCAGCUUGGAAAUUUUCCCAAUUUCCCAUUGGGAUUCUUUCUCCCGACCAAGAACAGCAGAUUUGGGAAAAAGUGAAACCUUUGGAAUGUUUUAUUUCCCCAUAAAUCCCGACUUGUGCAAUUCCUUUGGAACUGAGAGUUAAAAACAGAAAUAAAUAUUUAUGGUGGGUGGCCAGGGGAUUUGUUUUGGAGAGAAGAAGAAGAACUUUAUUCCUAAUUUUUUUAUUAAGGUCGGCAGGGUGAAGAAUUCCUUGCUUGCAGACGGGAAAUAAAUCUAUGUUUAUAAUCCACACCUCUCAGGUCACAAAUGAGAUGUAAUAAUAAUAAUAAUAAUAAUAAUAAU
Melospiza georgiana is the source of this 2524-nucleotide messenger RNA. It is a transcript of the gene MDM4, whose product is annotated as MDM4 regulator of p53. The coding region runs from base 144 to 1529 and encodes 461 amino acids. The transcript has 11 exons. NCBI's taxonomy places the organism in Eukaryota, Metazoa, Chordata, Aves, Passeriformes, Passerellidae. Gene Ontology annotation, cellular component: nucleus. The record is from RefSeq and is a predicted model, not a curated record. Gene Ontology annotation, molecular function: ubiquitin-protein transferase activity. Gene Ontology annotation, biological process: protein ubiquitination; regulation of cell cycle; negative regulation of apoptotic process.